AUGGGGACGGAAGGGCUCUUUGCAUCCCAGACCCAGGAGGGGCCUGGGGUUCUGACCUGCCCCAGCUCUGUGCUCUGCCUCCUCCCCUCCCUGCUGCUCCUCCUCCAGCUGCCCCCUGGGGGAUCCCAAGAGAGUUUCCGUGUAUUUGGCCCUUUGGAUCCCAUUGUGGCCGUGCUGGGUGAGGAUGCCACACUGCCCUGCUCCUUAUACCCAGCCAUGAAUGCAGAUAACAUGGAGUUGAGGUGGUUCCGGUCCAAUAUCUUGGAGUCAGUGUUCACCUAUCAAGACCGACAGGAGCAGAAUGAGAAGCUGAUGGAGUACACAGGGCGAACCUCGCUGGUGGGAAAAUUACUGAGCAUAGGGGAGGCUGCUGUGCACAUCCACAAGGUCCAGGCUGCUGACAACGGGCUGUACACCUGCUUCUUCAGCAACGGAGUCUUCCAUGGGCAAGCCAGCUUGGAGCUGAAGGUGGCAGGUGUGGGCUCUGCCCCCCAAGUGCAUAUCACAGGGCCAGAGGAGGACGGGGUGCACGUGGUGUGCAUGGCCUCAGGCUGGUUCCCAGAACCCCAGGUUAAGUGGAGAGACCCCCAUGGGGAGGAGUUCAUGGAGUUUUCUACAGCCUACCCCAAGGAUACUAAAGGGCUCUUCAGCGUGGAGUCUGCUCUGGUGGUGAGAGACAGCUCUGUGGGGAACGUGACCUGCUCCAUCCUCAACCCAGUCCUGCACCAGGAGAAGGCCAUGGCCAUUGUCAUCCCAGAGCCCUUCUUCCCCUAGGCCUCUCCCUGGAAACCAGCUUUCCUGGUGAGCCUGCCCUUGCUGCUGCUCCUGCUCCUGGGGGCUGCCUGCUACACCCAGAGAGAACAUUCCACACAGAUGCGGGAGCUGCAGGAACAGAGGAACCUACAUCAAGCUAAGGAGAAGGACCGAGAGACAAAGGAGGAGGCCCUAAGGGACAGAGAUGAACUCCAGGUAAUUCUAGACCAGAAGAAGGCAGCUUACCUGGCUGCCUGGAGGAAGGCCCAGCUGUAUGCAGAUUGGCGGAAGGAGCAGUUCCGGGCCUGGUCUGUCACUCUGGAUCCAGAUUCUUCCCAUACUGGAAUUGAUGUCUCUCAUGACAAGAAGAGUCUGACCUGUAGACUUGAUCAUAUAUUAAAAGGAUUGUCUGCUUUAGGUCUUGAGGGCAUCACAUCAGGGCGCUGUUACUGGGAAGUAGAAGUCAGGAGUGGAGACAGAAGCAAAUGGGGACUGGGGGUCUGGAAGGAAGAUGAGAAAAUGAGAUACAACAAUGUGAACCCCUGAAUGGGUUCAGGGUUGUAGGGAGGUUCCCACAAGGCUUUGCGGCCUAUACUAGCCCUUAUACUUGGCUAUCCCUUAGGCAGUUUCCCUACAGGGUGGGGGUUUUCCUGGACUAUGAUCAAGGGGACGUCUCUUUCUAUGACAUGACUGAUGGCUCCCACAUUUUCUCCUUCCCUCCUGAGUCCUUCUCUGGGAAUUUCCUUCCAUACUUCAUCUGUUAUUUUGGAGACGUGUCCAUGACCCUCUGUCCCCUGGAGGCUGGGCCCCAGAAGCCCUCUGUGCCCAUGAACA
Talpa occidentalis (Iberian mole) is the source of this 1587-nucleotide messenger RNA. RefSeq names its product butyrophilin-like protein 1. The record is from RefSeq and is a predicted model, not a curated record. NCBI's taxonomy places the organism in Eukaryota, Metazoa, Chordata, Mammalia, Eulipotyphla, Talpidae. Gene Ontology annotation, cellular component: external side of plasma membrane. Gene Ontology annotation, biological process: regulation of cytokine production; T cell receptor signaling pathway. Gene Ontology annotation, molecular function: signaling receptor binding.